UGCUCCUCCUGUAGGGGAAUCCCCUUCAAAACUCCACGCGGAUUUGCUUUGUGGAUGUGCAAAAACCUCGUUUUGUUGUGUUUUGGGUCACUCAUAUUGCAAUUCCGUUGAUUGGAGUGUAGAUAAUCGUUUGUGGAGAGGAGGUCGGCAAAAUUAAUUAUUGCAAAGGUUUUUAUGACUGAAACUUUCGUGUUUACAAUUUCACAGCAAUGGCGCAAAAUGACAGCCAAGAGUUCGCGGAGCUCUGGGAGAAGAAUUUAAUAAGUAUUCAGCCCCCAGGUGGUGGCUCUUGCUGGGACAUAAUUAAUGAUGAGGAGUACUUGCCGGGAUCGUUCGACCCCAAUUUUUUCGAAAAUGUGCUUGAAGAACCGCCUCAGCCAUCCACUCUCCCACCAACAUCCACUGUUCCGGAGACAAGCGACUAUCCAGGGGAUCAUGGAUUUAGGCUCAGGUUCCCACAGUCUGGCACAGCAAAAUCUGUAACUUGCACUUAUUCACCGGACCUGAAUAAACUCUUCUGUCAGCUGGCGAAAACUUGCCCCGUUCAAAUGGUGGUGGACGUUGUCCCUCCUCAGGGCUCCGUGGUUCGAGCCACUGCCAUCUAUAAGAAGUCCGAGCAUGUGGCCGAGGUGGUCCGCAGAUGCCCCCACCAUGAGCGAACCCCAGAUGGAGAUAACUUGGCACCCGCUGGCCAUUUGAUAAGAGUGGAGGGCAAUCAGCGAGCAAAUUACAGGGAAGAUAACAUCACUUUAAGACAUAGUGUUUUUGUCCCAUAUGAAGCACCACAGCUUGGUGCUGAAUGGACAACUGUGCUACUUAACUACAUGUGCAAUAGCAGCUGCAUGGGGGGGAUGAAUCGCAGGCCCAUCCUCACAAUCGUCACUCUGGAGACUCAGGAAGGUCAGUUGCUGGGCCGCAGGUCUUUUGAGGUGCGUGUGUGUGCAUGUCCAGGCAGAGACAGGAAAACUGAGGAGGGCAACUUCAAGAAAGACCAAGAGACCAAAACCAUGGCCAAGACCACCACUGGGACCAAACGUAGUUUGGUGAAAGAACCUUCUUCAGCUACAUCCCGACCUGAGGGGAGCAAAAAAGCCAAGGGCUCCAGCAGCGAUGAAGAGAUCUUUACCCUGCAGGUGAGGGGCAGGGAGCGUUAUGAAAUUUUAAAGAAAUUGAACGACAGUCUGGAGUUAAGUGAAGUGGUGCCUGCCUCAGAUGCUGAAAAGUAUCGUCAGAAAUUCAUGACAAAAAACAAAAAAGAGAAUCGCGAAUCAUCUGAACCCAAACUGGGAAAGAAGCUAAUGGUGAAGGACGAAGGAAGAAGCGACUCUGAUUAAGGUGAUGGGAUGCUAAGAGAACGAAAUUGAGAGUUUUGCUCUUUUUGGACUGCCUUUUUUGCUUUUAUUUCAAAAAAAGCUUGUCACGGGUCUUUUAGGGAACUGCGAUACAUGUGAUCCAUUAGUCCUGUUUGUCACGUUUCUUCUUGUUCACUCCACUGGGACCUUUGUUGCUAGACACUGGUUUUGCUGUGUUUUACCAGCACUGGAGAGGAGUAAGACUAGCCUGACGUUUUUCAGACCCGUUAAAUGAACGUCCAGGAAUAAAGUUUACCUGUGAGUGGGGGCUUUUGUAAAUUGUAAUUAUGCCAGUAUUUGGUUGCCUGUUUUGUAAGCAGCAUUUUUUUAAUUUUAUAAAGAAAUAAGUAUUAGACUAAUUGGAAAGAACCAACAGAAUUGGUUGCAAGCCAAUUAUGUAAUAAAAAUACCAAAGCAAAACCGUUUUGUAUCUUUUAUUUUUUUAUGUUUAUUACUGCUGUUCCCAUCUUUGUAUUUUAGCCAACACGAGUAGCUAUCCUUCAUAAUAAGCUUUUAGGUUUAGUACAACCAUUGUUCUUUUCAAUAGAAGUAGUUAUUGAUUUACUCUUGUGAUUGUUGUUGAGUAAUGUGGCACAGAUGAGCUCAUAACUGGCCAGUCUGUUUUGACAUGUGCUUCUGUGUAAGGCUAUGGGUUGGAUGUCUAAAUAUGAGCAAAUGAAAUGUCAAAUACUCAGGGCAUGUACAAGUCCCUCCUGGAAAUCUUGAUCAAACUCUUCUACUGUUUUACCUGCUAUAGAUUUUAUGCUGCUUUUGUUUCUUAUUACUGUAUACACGCAUCUGCCUUUUUAUACAUAUAUAAGCGUGCAUUUAUUUGUAGCUGGCCGAAUCAUUUAUUGUUUUUUUUUUUUAAGUGAAAUGUUUUAAAAUACAUUCUUAAAAAACA
Messenger RNA from Danio aesculapii, 2256 nucleotides. RefSeq names its product tumor protein p53 (gene tp53). Gene Ontology annotation, cellular component: nucleus. The transcript has 11 exons. NCBI's taxonomy places the organism in Eukaryota, Metazoa, Chordata, Actinopteri, Cypriniformes, Danionidae. Gene Ontology annotation, molecular function: RNA polymerase II cis-regulatory region sequence-specific DNA binding; DNA-binding transcription factor activity, RNA polymerase II-specific. The record is from RefSeq and is a predicted model, not a curated record. Gene Ontology annotation, biological process: protein tetramerization; apoptotic process; regulation of transcription by RNA polymerase II. Bases 210 to 1334 code for a protein of 374 amino acids.